This is a messenger RNA of Penicillium soppii, 573 nucleotides long. RefSeq lists its product as uncharacterized. The record is from RefSeq and is a predicted model, not a curated record. The transcript has 2 exons. Lineage: Eukaryota; Fungi; Ascomycota; Eurotiomycetes; Eurotiales; Aspergillaceae. Bases 1 to 573 code for a protein of 190 amino acids.
AUGGUUCGGAUAAGCGAAGCAAUCACACAGGAUCAUCAGAAAUUGGAAUAUUACUACGAUACCAUUGUCAACUCUGAGGAUGAAGACGAACAAACUCGAUUUCAGAACCAGUUUACCUGGGAACUUGCACGUCACGCCGUGGCCGAGGAAUUGGUAGUUUAUCCAGCAAUUGAAAAAGUGGUACCUGAAGGAAAUGUAAUCACAAACAAGCAUCUUCGUGAGCAUUCAACAAUCAAAGAAAUGCUCGAUGUCUUCCAAGACUUGAGUUGCUCUGAUCCACGUUUUCUUCCUACGAUCACCCUACUGAUGGAUGGUCUCAAUCGACACAUGCGCGAUGAAACAGUUGAUCUGGUCAACUUGGAGAGCUGCCUUACUUUAGAGGAGAGUGGAGAAUUGGCCGAGUCUCUGAACCGCACCAAAAUAUUCGUCCCCUCUCGAGCGCACCCAGAUAGCCCAGAUAAACCCCCUUGCGAGACCGCGGCUGAUUUAAUUACUACUCCCCUGGAUCACCUCCAGGACAUGUUUAAGAAAUGGCCAAAGAAUGAGGUCAAGUGGGACUCGUCAAAUGAGUAG